CAAAGGAAGUGUGAGUGUUGAAUAACCUCGAGAGCAUAGGCAUGAAUACAGAUAAAAGUGAUUUAAGUUUAGAGACGAUGCAGCUUUUACAGGAGAGGACGCCGCCUCAAAAUCCUGGAAUGGACGGGUCAGUGCUUCGGACGUCCCGGCGAAUUAGAGAGAAACAAAUUCAAAGGAAGAAACCAAUUUUAUCCCCAAAAUGUCUGACCUUUAGGGCUGAGAUGAAAAACACCAGAAGAGGCGUCAAAAGAAGGAUAAGUGACAGUGAAAAAGAAAAAAAAGUUGAGACGUCAGAAGCAGACCGUGAUCAUGAAUCUCUUCCAGGUUAUCGUGAAGGUUUGUCUGAAUACCAGCUGGAGCGACUGGAAAAUAUCAGAAAGAACCAGGCCUUCCUCAGUUCCCUUAAGCUGACUGAGAUUUCUGAAGCUCUGAGACCCAAGCCAAAGCCUACACAGAAAGGCCUGAAAAAAGACAAGAUACAAGCAGAGGUGCUCCCAGUUCGGAAGUCACUGCGGUUACAGAAUAAGGGUCCUCAGAGAACCACUCCUACAGAAUUUACCCUUCCUACAACCUAUGAGCCUGAAAAAGAAGCUAAACCACCAGGACCAAUUCCACUGGACCCCAUCAACUUGGACGAAGAUGCCACGUUACCCGAUGAGUUAUUAGAUGUCUGGAAUGAAGUUCCAUUAGAUCAAAACACAGAAACACCAGAUUUGAAAUCGUACGAAAGAAUGCUGAAGAAGUUAUCUAUUGAUGACAGUCGUGUUGUGAAAGUUGUGAAAGAACGAAUCUGUUCUGCAGCUUUUCACCCUUCCUCAAACUUGCUAAUGGCUGCAGGAGACAAAAGUGGCCACCUGGGACUCUGGAAGCCGGAUGCUGAAUGGGGUGAUGAUGGUGUAGUCUGCUUUGAACCCCACUCCCGUGCAAUUACUGCCGUGGCUUUCACAUCUCAGCCGUGCAAUCUCAUCACAGUGAGUUAUGAUGGCUCUGCACGCAGCAUGGACCUGGAGAAGGCUGUGUUUGAUGAGGUGUAUCGCUCAUCCUCUAGCUUGAAAGGUUUUGGCUUUUUGUCAAGUGACUGUUCCACCUUGCUGUUUGGUGAAUGGAAUGGAGGCGUUGCCAUUGUUGAUCGUAGAACUGGGAACUCGUAUGAAUCUCUUCAUGCCAUGACUGCAGCUCCUCUUCGCGGUGUUCAUGUCCACCCUGUGCAGCAGCAUUACUUUUUAGUAGCAGAGAGCAGUUUUGUGAACAUCUAUGACUUGCGGCAUCUGAAAAAAAGCAACAGUCCAGCAGUGUGUGAACUGUACGGUCACUGUCGCAGUUCUUCCAGUGCCUACUUCUCCCCGCUUUCAGGCAGCAGAGUCCUGACCACCUGCAUGGACGACUGCAUCAGGGUAUUUGACACUUCACGAAUAGCUGGCAGGAUUCCUGCACUAACAUCAAUCAAGCACAACAUGCAAACAGGCCGGUGGUUGUCCAGGCUGAGUGCCGUAUGGGACCCCAAGCACCAAGAAUGCUUUGUGAUUGGCACCAUGGACAGGCCUCGUAAAAUUAAGGUAUAUCACGAGAGCGGCCGCCUGCUCCACACUUUACAAAACACGGAGCACCUGACCACUGUGUGCUCCGUCACAGCAUUCCACCCUAGCAGGAAUGCUCUGCUUGGAGGCAAUGCAAGUGGGCGGCUGCACGUUUAUACUGACUGAUUUAUCAACUAGAAAAGAAUGAUUGCUUUACAUGAAUGUUGCUUCUCUACUUCUCUCUUCUUCUUUUAUUUACACACAGCACUGUUGUUUUAUAUUAAAUAUGCUGUUGUUUUUGUUCCUUUAACCUGAAAUGUGUCAUAUUAAA
Messenger RNA from Danio aesculapii, 1848 nucleotides. RefSeq names its product WD repeat domain 76 (gene wdr76). Gene Ontology annotation, molecular function: protein binding; DNA binding. The transcript is spliced from 15 exons. Gene Ontology annotation, cellular component: nucleus. The record is from RefSeq and is a predicted model, not a curated record. Gene Ontology annotation, biological process: regulation of DNA damage checkpoint. NCBI's taxonomy places the organism in Eukaryota, Metazoa, Chordata, Actinopteri, Cypriniformes, Danionidae. Bases 42 to 1703 code for a protein of 553 amino acids.